CACGACAUCACCAGCGACUCGCCAUCAAUUCAGUCAGCAAUAUGUCUGCAAGCUCUAGUCUCUGGCAGGAAGCUCGUCAUUCCGAUGGCCGGGUAUACUACUAUAAUGUUCAAACCAAGGCCACGCAAUGGGCAAAGCCUGCCGAGAUGUUGACUCCUGUAGAGCGCGCGCUAUCAAAUCAGCCAUGGAAGGAAUACACUGCAGAAGGUGGACGCAAGUAUUGGUACAAUACUGAGAGCAAGCAAAGUACAUGGGAAAUGCCUGAAGUUUACAGAGCCGCUCUCGCACAAGCUCAACCUCCCGCAGCACCGUCUGGAAGUGCCUCUACUUUCGUUGCCGGUGGAACAACCUCGUUUAGCCCCUACCCUCAGCAACAGCGUGAGCGCGAUGAUUACGACCGCAGUGCUGCACCGGACCGCCGUGGAGGUUACAGUGGAUUAGAUACAAAUGGUCUGAUUACUGCUCAACAGACUGACCCAGAGUACAGCUCCUUUGAAGAAGCCGAGAGUGCGUUCAUGAAGCUACUACGACGGUGUAAUGUUCAGCCUGAUUGGACAUGGGAACAGGCUAUGCGUGCGGUUAUCAAAGAUCCCCAGUAUCGUGCUCUGAAAGAUCCAAAAGACCGGCGGACAGCCUUUGAGAAGUAUACGGCUGAGGUCCGCAUGCAGGAGCGCGAUCGCGCGAAGGAGAGGUUUGCUAAAUUGCGCGCAGAUUUCAAUACUAUGCUAAAAAGCCAUCCUGAAAUUAAGCACUACAGCAGAUGGAAAAAUAUCCGCCCUAUCAUUGAGGGUGAAACAAUAUUCAGAUCUACCAACGAUGAGAAUGAACGGCGCCAGUUAUUUGAAGAAUAUAUACUUGAGCUAAAGAAGACUCAUGUGGAACAAGAGGCUAUUACUCGCAAAGCCGCUAUGGAUGAUCUGGUGAAAAUUCUAAAAGCUCUACAACUUGAGCCAUAUGCAAGAUGGUCUGAAGUGCAAAAUUCACUAGCCACAAACGAAAGAAUCCAAAAGGAUGAGAAGUUCAAAACCCUGAGCAAAUCUGACAUUCUGACCGCUUUUGAAAAUCAUAUCAAGUCUCUUGAACGAACAUUCAAUGACGCUCGCCAGCAGCACAAGGCUGCCAAAGCUAGGAGAGAACGCCAUCAUCGCGAGGGUUUUGUCGAACUCCUCAAGGAAUUGCGUUCUCAAGGAAAAAUCAAAGCUGGGAGUAAAUGGAUGCAAGUUCAUCCCCUGAUUCAAGAGGACCCUCGGUAUGUAGCAAUGUUAGGCCAAGGCGGCUCCAGUCCUUUAGAUCUAUUUUGGGAUAUGGUGGAAGAAGAGGAAAGGUUACUGCGUGAACCACGUAAUGAUGUUCUUGACGUCCUUGAUGACAAACGUUAUGACAUCACUACGAAGACAACAUUUGAAGACUUUAUGUCAGUGAUGGCCAGCGACCGCCGGACAGCCAAUAUUGACUCUAAUAUUCUUCAACUCAUCUUCCAGCGUAUCCAGGAGAGGGCUCAGCGACGCACAGAAGACGAAAAACAUGCAGCUGAUCGCCAUCAACGUCGUGCUGUGGAUGCAUUGCGCUCUCGUAUCAAGCACUUGGAACCCGCAGUUCGUAUUAGCGAUACAUGGGAAUCAGUGCGGCCGAGGAUUGAAAGGUUUGAAGAAUAUACUGCCCUUGAUUCUGACGAUCUCCGCCAAAGUGCCUUUGACAAAUACAUUCGUCGGCUCAAGGAAAAAGAAGAAGACGCGGAGCGAGACCGUGAUAGAGAUCGUGGAUCUCGCCGCGGCGACCAUCACGACCGGUCUGACCGCGACUCUCGGAGUGGCCCGUACCGUUCAGAUCGGAGAGUGAGACCCAGUCGAACGCCAGAGCCGGAUCCAUAUGAAGCAGACCGUCGAAAAGCCCAGGCGGAUCGUGAGCGGUCAUAUCGCAAAGUAAGCGGUCUUUCUCCUGUUCACGAAAGAAGAGAUGAUCGUGAUCGAUUACGGGAUAGAGAACGCGAGCGAGACCGUGAUCGACGCGCACCAGCUCACUAUGAUCGCGAGCGCCGUGAUCGAGAGGAUGAGCGCGAGCGACUUUACCGAACCCGUGGAGAUCCACGUGGAAGCCGUGAUGAACUGGAUUACGGAGGAGACUCACGCAGUACAGUAAGUAAUGACCGUCGUCGUAGACGUGACAGCGACGCAGAAAGUGCAGCUAGCCGCAACACCAAACGGUAUAAACGUGAUGAUCGCGAAAAGGAUCGAUCGCGAGACCGUAGCCAUCGUGACCGGGACCGGCUUUCUGGUGGAAGUCGCACUCCAGCAGUGACAGGCGAAGACGAGGCCAAGAAGGAGGAGAAGACGGUCCACUCUGGGAGCGAGGAGGGGGAGAUCGAGGAAGAUUGAUGAUUAUAACUACCAUUCGCUGAUGUUACUGGUCUGUGAGUGAGAUUUCCCAAUCUACCUUUAGAGAAUAUGCUUCAUUGUGUCAAGCUCUGGCUUUCUCCUAACUCUUUUCUGCGAUAAAAAUAUAUAACAAUAACAUAAUACAUACUCAAAAUAAUAUUGAAUUUGUCAUUAUCUUGUUUC
Messenger RNA from Talaromyces proteolyticus, 2558 nucleotides. RefSeq names its product putative formin binding protein. Gene Ontology annotation, cellular component: U2-type prespliceosome; U1 snRNP. Bases 42 to 2375 code for a protein of 777 amino acids. The transcript is spliced from 4 exons. Gene Ontology annotation, biological process: mRNA cis splicing, via spliceosome. Gene Ontology annotation, molecular function: protein binding; RNA binding. The record is from RefSeq and is a predicted model, not a curated record. NCBI's taxonomy places the organism in Eukaryota, Fungi, Ascomycota, Eurotiomycetes, Eurotiales, Trichocomaceae.